AUGUCAGCACCAGCAUUGGGACUCCCUGAUGUGAGUAAACCAUUUUUCUUAUUUUCCCACGAGAAGCAGGGAAUAGCAUUAGGGAUACUGGCACAGGACCUGAGACCAUACAGACGAGCUGUGGCGUACUUCUCCAAACAAUUGGAUCUCGCCGCAAAAGGAUGGCCCAGUUGCCUGAGAGCGGUGGCAGCAGUCAUCCUGAAUAUCCAAGAGGCCCGGAAGUUUACCUUAGGCCAGAAAAUGACUGUUUUUGUGUCCCACGCAGUGUCUGCGGUCCUUGAAGCAAAAGGGGGACAUUGGCUCUCCCCGCAAAGGUUCCUGAGGUAUCAAGCCAUCAUGAUCGAACAGGAUGAUGUUGAAAUUAUAACUACUAACAUUGUUAACCCAGCUUCGUUUCUUAGUGGGAACACCAGAGAACCAGUGGACCAUGACUGUCUCGAAACAAUUGAGACUACACACUCCAGCCGCGCUGACCUCAAAGAUGCCCCCAUAGAGGGGGUAGAACACUGGUUCACAGACGGAAGCAGUUAUGUUUUAAGUGGAAAGCGACAUUGGGGAUACGUCGUCACCACUUCAGAAAAAGUACUAGAAUCAGGACCAUUAUCAGCUGACACCUCAGCACAGAAAGCUGAAAUGAUAGCCCUGACUCGAGCUCUAGAAAGAGCUCAAGGAAAAGUUGUGAAUAUUUGGACUGAUUCUAAAUAUGCCUUUGGAGUUGCACACGCCCAUGGAGUUUUAUGGAAAGAGAGGGGAAUGCUGAAUUCCCAAGGAAAAGCUAUCAAGCAUGCAGAAGAGAUUUUAAAACUUUUUAAUGCAGUACAACUUCCUGAAAGAGUGGCAAUUAUGCACAUCAGGGCACACCAGAAGGUGAGCACAGAAUUGGAAAGAGGAAAUGAACUGGCAGAUAGACAGGCAAAACAGGCUGCUAGAAAAGAGAUAAAGGUAGAAGGGGCACUAGUCCCCAACAGAUGCGUCUUUAGAAGGUAA
Messenger RNA from Tauraco erythrolophus (red-crested turaco), 987 nucleotides. NCBI's taxonomy places the organism in Eukaryota, Metazoa, Chordata, Aves, Musophagiformes, Musophagidae. The record is from RefSeq and is a predicted model, not a curated record.